Molecule: messenger RNA, 2777 nt
Organism: Tripterygium wilfordii
Lineage: Eukaryota; Viridiplantae; Streptophyta; Magnoliopsida; Celastrales; Celastraceae
Product: protein CYCLOPS-like
Exons: 12
Coding region: 806-2362 (518 amino acids)
Biological process (GO): arbuscular mycorrhizal association
Cellular component (GO): nucleus
Molecular function (GO): sequence-specific DNA binding
Source: RefSeq, a predicted model, not a curated record
UUUUUAUACUGGUUCUCUCACAAACGAUGAAAACAUCAUCUCAACGGCUCCAUUUUUUUAAAAAAAAGGAGGUCACUUUCAUGGCUGCCGAAACCCAAUUCUGAAGUUCCACCUACUACUCAGUUUUCCAUGGGGUGAUUUCAGCUUCUAAGUUAAAACUUGGUGCCGCAAAUUUUUACCCCCAGGGUACUGCAUGAAAUCUUGUUUGGAGAUUCCACAUGCCCACCAUUUGUUUGCUACAAUUCCUCAAUUAGAAAAUUUGUACGCUUAGGUUUCUUGCUGUUGCCCUGUCUUCUUACUGAAUAGGUCUUUGACUUCUUGUAUGUUAAGAUUCUUAUUAUUGUCAACUGAAAGCUUAUGAAGAGUUGUUGAAUCUGGUGAAAUCCGGGUCUUGUUGCUGUAUCAAGUGCAAGAUUUCUUCUGUCUUCAGUGCGAAUUCUGGUGUGGAAUUGUUUGGGAGAGUUGAUCUUUUGUAAAUUCUGACUGCAUAGAUUGGAGUGGUUUCUUCUUUACUAUCGUUGUUCUACUCUACAGAUCAAGGCUACCUUACAAGAAUCAAGUUUUUAAUGAUUUUUUGGUUUAUGGGAUCCCUUUAUCAUUCAGUUGGUAUGGUUUACCUUACUUGGGGCUUAAAAUAUUAGUACUUCAGGAAGGGGUGCCUGCUGAUCUUUCUAGCAUUUCAGUUAAGGUAGUAUGGUCAAUGAUGGAAACUAUAAAGGCUUGGUAAAACAAGUGGGCAUCCAGCAGAAUUGUAGUCCAUAUCAAAUUGCAGCCAGUCAAAGGACUUGAGGGAGAAAGAAGUAUAAUGGAAAGAGAGGGGAGAGUGAUUUCAGACUUAUAUAGGAAUUCUAGUGAGGAGUUGUUUUUGAAAUCCUUGAUGGAAAGCUCAAUUGGAUUGCCAGUACCGACCAUGGAGAUGUUGGGUUUCAAGAAUCUUAAUCAAAACUUUCGUACAGAUAGUGAGGAGCUCUUUAAAAGCUGGCUUAUGAAUGGAGAGAAUCAUGGUCAUAAUUCAUCAAGCAUAGCUUACUGUACUCGACAAGCCACAAGAAGGUUAUCCACUGAACUAGCCAAUUUUUCUAAUCAGCAACAUGUGGAUGCCCUUCAAAAGAAAAGAAGCAAAGAUAUCUUGCUUGAGCAGAGUAAUUCAUUGGCUCAGGAGAACUCCAGUGAACGCGGCCAACAAUCAAUCUGGAAUGCUGUUGAAAGUGGGAUGCAGGCUCGUAAUUUACAUUUCGCCAAGGCCUGGUUUCACAGUUCUCAACCUAUGACACGAAGUCGAUCUUCUGAGUUGCGGAGGAAAUAUGCUGCCAUGCAAACCACUCAAAUGACUUUUGAUAUGGAAGCCUUGCAUGAUUCUUCUGGGGUUGGCACCAAUAAAUUGAAACAAGCGUUUGCUAGACCAAAUGGUGACCUUACAGUAUGUGACAAUGCUAACCAGUUGGAUACAUUCAUGUCUCCCUCAAAUUCAUCUUCCUACAAUGCUUCUGAUCAAAUGGGUAAUAUUGAUAAAGUAUCCUCUGUUGUGAGCAUGCUGAAGGGCACACUGGAACGCAAAAAGCUAUUUACCCAAGCUGAGAAAGAAACUGUUGAAAAUUGCUCUGAUGGGCUUUAUCAAGGAAUUGUUGCCAAAUCUGUUUUUGACGAAGGACAGGAAAAUUACAAUCAUCAAAUUAUGGGAAAUUUUCAAGAGAUACCUUCUGGUGAAGUACAGGAUCCUGGAUUCUUGCAGACGGUUCAAGGAUCUAUAGAUCUUGACAUGCAAUGUUUUGUAAAUCCAAUGAACCCAGUUCAGUUUAGUGCAGUUUCUCGAGAACCUUCUCAGAGUGAAUCUUCUGCUGCUGCACCAGUAGUUUCAUCUGGUUUUGAUGCUUGUGAUGGUCCCAGCAACUCAAGUCAAACUCCAACCUUCUGCGAGAGCUUGAAAAAACAAGUUGUAAAGACUAGGAGUUUAGAAAAUGACUCUAGAGCCAAAGAUUUCAGGGUACAGAUAAUUGACAAUUUGAAAGACGACAAAAAGAGGGCAGGUCUAGUCAGACAUGGAUCUGUAACCUCAGCUGGUACAGGGGACAAGGGAGACUCCACAAAAAAGCGUAGGGUAGAGCGAUCCCGAAAAAUGGCCGAGGCAAGGAAUUUGACACCGGCAGUUCCAUCUGAUAUGCAAGCAAUUUUAAAGCGUUGUGAAAAUCUUGAGAAGGAAGUGCGGUCACUAAAGCUUAACCUAUCUUUCAUGAAUAGGAAGGACUCCGAACAGACUAAGCAGAUAGAAGAGCUUCAAAAGCAAAAUGAGGAGUUGGGAGAUGAAAAGGAACGCCUCCUGGAAGAGAUAGAGAGAAUCAUCUCACAAACAGGCAACAUGUAAACGUCCUGCUAUAAAGAAUUGUGGACCUUGAACAUUGUAACUGGCGCCCCAAGAUUCAUGACGGCAGUGAUUAAAGCCUUAAGUUGUAUUCAUGUGGAAGAUUUCCAACCUCAGGCAUGAAGAAGCAAUGUGGAGAGGGCUUGUUUGUCCAGUUGUUUGUAUAAAUGCAUGGCUAGGGUUUCCCCAUUGACCUGGAUAAUGGAAAACUCAAGCUCUAAACCUUCUACAAUGUAUUGACUGUAAAAUCUCAACCUUACGUAUUCCCUAGAAGUACGGAUUCUAUUUAUCUACAAAAAGUUUGAGAAUGUUUUUAAACAGCUUCUUUGAUGCCUGUGACAGGGCUGGUGUUCUUGUAUUGUCUGUUAAUUGUUGCUUAUAAACUUCAGUUAUAAAUGAAAAGUUCCCCAAUUAAAUA